UUUCAAAUUUCGAGAAGAUUAAAGUUUAGACAAUGAUUACAAAAUUGUUCCUGUUGACUGCUUUAUCAUUAAUGGUGUCAUCACAAAAUCAUGGAAGCUAUGGUGAUCCAGAAUCAUCAUCUAAAUUGCAUACAAAGUUUCCAUCUGAAAAUGUAUCAUUCAUCGAAAUCGGACAAUAUAGCGGAGAAGUCAACGAUUGGAAAUACAAGAAGUCUUACUAUGUCUCUAAAUCCUUUAAAGCAAACUGGGAUGUUGCAAAAGCAAUUUGUAGAUCAUUUGAUCUUGAACUAGCAACUUUUGAAACUUUGGAAGAAUUUCAAAACUUUGAGAAAAUCUUGGAAUCAACGAAUCCGUUUUCAGACAUAGCUCAUGUAGAUGGCAUUACAACGAAGCUAGGAUCAUUUUCUGAUUGGUAUUGGACAAAUUCAGGCGCUAAAAUUCCUUAUAGCUUGCUAUGGAAUCCUACCCAGCCAGAUAAUGGUAAAGGUUCAGAAGAAGCAUGUUUAUCAUUACAAAAAUUUCAAGGAAAGUAUGGCUUCAAUGACUACUUCUGUUCAAAACAAGCUACUGUUUUUAUUUGCCAGAAAACUCAAUUGUUUCAUGGGUGUUUUUGAUAACAUUCUGGAAUCAAAAUAGAUCGUUUUUUUAAUUUAAGUGCAUGAGUAGAUUUAGAGCUAGCAAUAACUUGAUGGUAUGCAACAUUGAUGUCUAAAUCUGCUAA
Molecule: messenger RNA, 721 nt
Organism: Chironomus riparius
Lineage: Eukaryota; Metazoa; Arthropoda; Insecta; Diptera; Chironomidae
Source: the annotation of a GenBank genome assembly